AGGGCACGCCGUACAGAGUUUACUCACUAAACAGAGGAUUUUGAUUCCAAUCCGAAUCAGCUUGAAGCAAAAAUCGAUCCAUGGCGAUUCUUUGGUGUCAACAACAAAAGGGAAUUCUCAGCCUUAUAGUCCCACUGUCUUCUUGUGUCAUGGAUUAGAGAAAGUGAAAGGGAAACAACUAAAUAAAUCCCAACAUCUUCCACCUUACCGGCCUUGAACAUUGAUAGCUGUUAAAAUGGAAGAUGCUUUGGGAUUUAUUUUGUAGUCUUUCCUUCUAAAUAGUGUUGUAUGGUGAUACAGCACACGAAAAUGGUUUCAGGUUUGUGUAUUACAGAUGCAAAUGUUUCAAGCUUCUCACAUCCUACCUUAUAUUGGAAGGUGGAACCCUAUGAUUCACUAUCCAUUUCUAUACCAAAACUUGACCAAAGAAGCUGUAACUGUGUUGAUACUUGUUACAAUUGAGUCUUUACUCCCACUAUAUGUAUCUAUGAAAUAAGAUUGCUUUCCACCGUAGAUUGAUCUUCUUAUAGACAAAGUGAUCAAACAUAGUAUAGGUGAGGUGAGGUAGGAAAGAUAUGUGUGAGACCUUAUCUUGUUGUAGCUGACUUUGAAUUUUCUUUAUUCUCUAAUGUAUUGAUAAGUGUGGAAGAAACAUUUUUUUGAUAAUCGAAACAAAGUGAUAGAGUACUAGAGAAUCAUCAUUAUCCAAACCAAAGCUUAUACAUCUCUCUAAACCUUUCUAGUUCUAACAAGCUCUUUUCUUGCUCCACAGUCAUUUUUUCUCUUUGGACUAGACUUAGACUACUUAUUGUAUAUACUUACGAUAAGAUUGCUUUGGUUGACUUGUUACUUAUCAAAGUGUUAUAAUUCUCUACUUUUUGUAAGCAAGGUUGCUUUCCAAAUGAAGUGACUUGUGAUACUCUCUCAUUUGUUGAUAGGUCUUAUUAUGGUUCUGUUUAUUUAAUUAAUGACAACCACUUUUUGUCAGCUCUUUUUUCAAAACUUUAACAAAAUUUUGGUAGUAGUUAUGUUUAUCUGAAUCUCGAGGUAGAUAGAUUUUGAGAUUGAAAAAGGGUAUUGGUCCAUACCCUUAUGGAAACAGCAGACAUGCAUGCAAUCACAAACUUCCAUUUCUUAAGUUUCUUCUCAUCUCUCCACCAUGCAUGUGUAUUAUACCUCUAUAAAAAACUCUAUAUCUACUAGAACAGAGAAGAAGCCUCCACAUCUUUUGGCCUGUGCAUGAGAAUGGAACAUAUCUACAAAUUCCAACAUUGGCUCUUCUUCAUAGGUCUUGGAGUGUUGCUGUCUCUUUCUCUGUCUGUGAAGGCCAAUGACUUCGAAGGUUCCAAUGAUAGAAGAAGCAUUGCUCUCAAGGCUAGAAGCUUCGUUUCCAUAAACGAAAACCGCACCGCUCUUUCCAGAAAGCUACUACUCUCUCCCGACAUUGGCGAUGGGACCAACAGAAUCGGACAAGAUUGCUCAAAAGAUGAUAUUGUUCUCUUUCAAGGCUCAACAAAUCCACUUCCUAGUGGAGUUCCUUCAUAUACAGUUGAGAUCUUCAACUCUUGUGUCUCGGAUUGCAAUAUAGCAGAGAUCCACGUCAGUUGUGGCUGGUUCAGCUCAGUCAGACUGGUUAACCCUCGAGUUUUCAGGCGACUCGACUACGACGAUUGUCUGGUUAACGAUGGUCAACCUCUUGGUCCUGGACAGUCACUCUCCUUUCAAUAUGCUAACAGCUUCUCUUACCCUCUCUCUGUUGCUUCAGUCUCUUGCUUCUGAUUUUAGAUACUAUACCAAGUUUGGUCAUUUCCACAAGACUCAAAAAAUGAGAAGUAUUUUGGUAUUGUACUUCAUGUAGUGGAUUAGAUUCUAACUUCAGGUAGCAGUUGAACAAUGUUGCUAAUGUUAUUGUCAAGAAAGAGUUAUUUAAUUUAAUGAUAAGCCAAAACAAACCUUCAUAGU
Messenger RNA from Arabidopsis thaliana (thale cress), 1962 nucleotides. RefSeq names its product tapetum determinant protein. The record is from RefSeq and is marked reviewed. Bases 1240 to 1779 code for a protein of 179 amino acids. The transcript is spliced from 4 exons. Lineage: Eukaryota; Viridiplantae; Streptophyta; Magnoliopsida; Brassicales; Brassicaceae.